This is a messenger RNA of Sander lucioperca (pikeperch), 4026 nucleotides long. RefSeq names its product sodium-coupled neutral amino acid transporter 3-like. Bases 723 to 2294 code for a protein of 523 amino acids. The record is from RefSeq and is a predicted model, not a curated record. Gene Ontology annotation, molecular function: L-glutamine transmembrane transporter activity; L-asparagine transmembrane transporter activity; L-histidine transmembrane transporter activity. Gene Ontology annotation, biological process: amino acid transmembrane transport; asparagine transport; histidine transport. The transcript has 17 exons. NCBI's taxonomy places the organism in Eukaryota, Metazoa, Chordata, Actinopteri, Perciformes, Percidae.
UACGUUGUUGAUUGCGUGUCAAAAAAUAGCAUUGCAAUUGGUUCGAUUUUCCUUAAAGGCCCGCAUGAGUUAUAUGUUUGGAAGGAAUUUAAAGGGAAACAAUCGAGUAGAUUAAAUAAAUGCAUGAUGCGUGUGGUCUCCUCGCGACCACUCGCUAUCUCAUUGUCUCAUAAUGCGCGCUCAAGCACGACGAUAAAUCCAUGAACAUGGAAUUUACCCCGCCACUAUCCCUGUGUUACAUUUCCAACAAGUUAAAAGCAGCGGGGAUGACCCUUUAACCGACCGACGAUAUCAAUCAUUCAGGUCAUCAUUUCCAGACGAUUAAAAAGGCGCGUGCCAAAUAGGGGGCUCUCGUGUCCCUGCGCGCGCUGGCUUCGCAACAUACACACAACAAUAAUUUGAUUGGGGUCGCUGUGCAUGCGGUAGGCGGAACCUGGGCUCUCUUCACAUCCCACUUUUGAGAAGAUUACGAUUACAAUUUAGUGGAAAAAACACAUGACAUUAACGCAGUUUGGAGGGAAGGCGGGCGGACGUAGCGGGACAGAGGCUGGAAGACACUGCAAGCGGAGGCAAGAUCUGUGUGGUGAUAUUUGGAGUUGGAUGAGGACUCUGGUACUUCUCUGAUCACAGGAAGAAAAUACAACCUUGAAUAGAACCACAGCCUUGAAUAUUUACACAUUUCAACAGACUCAUUACAUACACACCGAGGCACCAGAGCAGAUAUGAGUGAGGAUAAACCAGCCGAUACUGUGGAAACUGCUGAGGGGAACGCUAUUCCGAAUGGGAAAGGCCAUGAGCCCGGGGAGGAGAUCACAGCAUUGGCCAUAACACCACCUGCAGAGGCUGGUGAAAAGGAAACUGUACCCAAUAGUACCCAGAAUGAUAGUCCCCACAGAACUGAGAAUGCAGAGGCCAACCUCCCAGAGAGCCAGGAGUUCUUAUCAGGCAUGGAGGAAAAGAAGACCACUCACUUUACAGAUUUUGAGGGGAAAACCUCGUUUGGGAUGUCGGUCUUCAACCUGGGCAAUGCGAUCAUGGGAAGUGGAAUCCUAGGACUGGCAUACGCCAUGGCCAACACAGGGGUCGUCCUGUUUUUGGUACUUCUAACAGUGGUGGCAGUCCUCUCGUCAUAUUCCAUCCAUUUACUGCUAAAGUCUUCUGGUAUUGUAGGUAUUCGUGCGUAUGAGCAGCUCGGCUACAGGGCCUUUGGGACCCCGGGGAAGAUGGCGGCAGGUAUUGCCAUCACACUGCAGAACAUUGGAGCCAUGUCCAGUUACCUGUACAUAGUCAAGUAUGAGUUUCCUUUGGUCAUACAGGCCUUUCUGAGGGUGGAUAACCCUGCAGGGGAAUGGUACCUGAACGGGAACUACCUCGUGAUCAUUGUAUCUAUUUCAGUAAUAUUACCACUUGCUCUCAUGAAACAGUUAGGUUACCUGGGGUACACCAGUGGUUUCUCCCUGAGCUGCAUGGUUUUCUUCCUGAUUUCGGUCAUCUACAAGAAGUUCAAUACGCCAUGUCCAUUUACUGACUUUGCAUUCAAUAGCACUACCAUUGGGCUGAAUGUCAGUGCCAUGGAUCCUGGUGGGGAGCCUGAUCCUGCCUGUAUUCCAAAAAUGGCCAACCUCAACUCACAAACGGCCUACACUAUCCCCAUCCUGGCGUUCGCCUUUGUGUGCCACCCCGAGGUCCUGCCCAUCUACACAGAGCUGCGCAAUCCCAACAAGAAAAAGAUGCAGCAUGUGGCCAACAUCUCUAUUGCAGUCAUGUACGGCAUGUACUUCCUGGCUGCCCUUUUUGGAUACCUAACUUUCUAUGGGGAAGUGGAAGCAGAGCUGCUUCACACCUACAGCCGCAUUGAUCCGUAUGACACUUUGAUUUUGUGCGUGCGUGUGGCUGUGCUCACUGCUGUCACUCUCACUGUACCCAUUGUGCUCUUUCCUGUACGGAGAGCGAUCCAGCAGAUGAUGUUUCCCAACAAGACUUUCAACUGGCCCCGUCAUAUCGCCAUUGCUGCCGUUCUGCUCACUUUUAUCAACCUGCUGGUCAUCUUUGCCCCCAACAUCCUGGGCAUCUUUGGGAUCAUUGGUGCCACAUCUGCCCCUUGUCUCAUCUUCAUAUUCCCUGCUGUUUUCUACAUUCGUAUUGUACCCAAAGAAGAGGAGCCAAUGCGCUCGUUCCCCAAAAUCCUGGCCGCCUGUUUUGCUGGGAUAGGCUUCCUGUUUAUGAUAAUGAGCCUUAGCUUUAUCAUCAUUGAUUGGACAUCGGGCAACAGCAAAGCCAGCAGUGGUCACUAGGCGCCACAUUCCAUUUUUUUCACAUUUUAUAUUGUUGAUUUAGAUCUGUGUUGUAAUGUUACAGUUUUGACUUUGAAUGAUGUUUGAUGUUGAAGAUGUCCUAUCUUUUCCAUUAGAGAAUAUUGGCAACAGAGAAGGAGUCUAGAGUUCAGAAUGGCUCUCAGUUUCUCCGCAAAAGCGCUCACUCUAAUGACGUUACACUGUACUGAACAUCCGGCCAAACAGUGACUGCAGAUCCAGGCAUAGACUUUCCUAGAAAGUUGAUAGUUGAAUUUACAGAAUAGGCCAGGUGCAUAAAGAUUAAUGUUGACAUUUGGAGGCUGUGCCUUGUGAGAUGGAUGUAAAAAAAAAAAGAAUAUAAGUAACAAUAUAGAAAGUUGCUGUCUUUAUACGCCUGUCCUUGUGUUGAGCGUAAGCAUCUGCCACCCCUUGCCAUCGUUGUCAUGUCCCUAAUCAUAUAAUCAUAUGAUCUAUGAUCUGAAAACUGCUACUCAGAUUAUAAACACAAUCUGAGGCAUGUCCCUUUGAACUAUUAAAUGACAAAAAUGUAUUUAAUGAUAGACCAUUCUUUUAUGAUUUGUAUGUCCAUUAUUAUUAUUAUUAUUAUUAUUAUUAUUAUUAUUAUUAUUAUUAUAAGUUAUUUGAAUAACUACAUAUUUGCGACUUUGUGCAACCGCAGAGGAAAGUGAUAGUAAAAGCUAUUGCACUGAAAGAAAGAUAAAUUAAAGGAAUAGUUCAACAUUUUACAGAAAAUACGCUUACCGACUUUCUUGCAGAGGAGAUUGAUACCACUCUCAUGCUUGUACAGUGAAUUUGAAGCUGCAGCUGGUUAGCUUAGCUUAGCAUGAAGGUAAAAAAAUGUAGAACUGUUUCUGUAUUGUGUGCCGUCUUUAGCUCCUACUCCACAAACUUGUUCUGCUGCUGGUUAUUUUAAGGUUUGGAGGUGUUAACAUUCUCACCUCUGACAGAGCAGGGUGCAAAAUCACAGUAUGUGGUAUAGUGUUGUGAGCACAAUUAUCAUAAAAUUCCUACACAAUAUGAUCUAGAUGUGUAUUUUAUAUUAUUAAUCACUACUUGAUGAAAACCUCAGAAGAAGCAGUAUGGACCGAUGACAUGAUCCUCAGCGAGGCGAUCAAUACCAGAGAGGAGGGUUUCAGGGUAGGAAUGUUUUUAAAUGGUCCUUGGCUGGUCAUAUCACUACAUUAAACAAUGCCUAGUGCGCAGAACUUCUCUGUGUAUUGCUGUGUAAAUUAAAGUGAUAAAUGAUACUGAAGACCUCAUCAGUUGGAUUGUACAGAUUCAAAGUGAUAAAUGAAAUGAAAAGAAGUUACCGUUCAGUGUUCUUAAUGAUUGAGCAGGGAUGAUUUUUACCUGGAUGAUGUGUUGUUUCUGAACAUUUACUGGAAGUAAUCAGAGAUAACCAAAAAAACAACUACAGGGUCACUUCAUGAAGUGGUUAGUAACAGUUUGGUUUCUGUAAAUAUUUCUGUGUCCAGCACAAGCUUGAUCCCUUACAGAAAUAGCAGGCAUGGGAUUACUGUCUCUUUAACAAUAUUGAAAAGUUGGUGGUUAGCAAUAGCACUUUCCGUUGAUAAGCACAACUUCUUGUAUCCAUUCAUAAAUUGAAAGAAAAUCCACAUAAUGGAUAGAUGUGAUUUAAGGGCAUAUCUCUUUUGUAUAACUAAAUCUUUGGUGAAGUAAUCAAUCUAAUGUAGAAUACGGGCAAAUGUAU